AUGGCUACUGUCAUAGGUCUACACAACCACAAGGUCAACCAUGGCUGCUGUCACAGUCUAAACAUCCACAAGGUCAAUCAUGGUUACUAUCACAGUCUACACAUCCACAAGUCUACACACCACCACAAGGUCACAGUCAGUAUAAACAUCCACAAGGUCAAUCAUGGCUACUGUCACAGUAUACACAACCACAAGGUCAAUCAUGGCUACUGUCACAGUCUACACAACCACAAGGACAAUCAUGGCUACUGUCACAGUAUAAACAUCCACAAGGUCAAUCAUGGCUACUGUCACAGUCUACACCACCACAAGGACAAUCCUGGCUACUGUCACAGUCUACACAACCACAAGGUCAAUCAUGGCUACUGUCACAGUAUAAACAUCCACAAGGUCAAUCAUGGCUACUGUCACAGUCUACACAUCCACAAGGACAAUCAUGGCUACUGUCACAGUAUAAACAUCCACAAGGUCAAUCAUGGCUACUGUCACAGUCUACACAACCACAAGGACAAUCAUGGCUACUGUCACAGUAUAAACAUCCACAAGGACAAUCAUGGCUACAAGGUCACAGCUCUGUCACUACAUCCACAAGGUCAAUCAUGGCUACUGUCACAGUCUACACAAACCACAAGGAGGUCAAUCGUGGCUACUGUCACAGGCUACUGUCACAUCAACCAAGGUCAAUCAUGGCUACUGUCACAGUCUAAACAUCCACAAGGUCAAUCAUGGCUACUGUCACAGUCUACACAUCCACAAGGUCAAUCAUGGCUACUGUCACAGUCUACACAACCACACAACCACAAGGUCAAUCAUGGCUACUGUCACAGUCUACACAUCCACAAGGACAAUCAUGGCUACUGUCACAGUCUACACAACCACAAGGUCAAUCAUGGCUACUGUCACAGUCUACACAACCACAAGGACAAUCAUGGCUACUGUCACAGUCUAAACAUCCACAAGGUCAAUCAUGGCUACUGUCACAGUCUAAACAUCCACAAGGACAAUCAUGGCUACUGUCACAGUCUACACAACCACAAGGACAAUCAUGGCUACUGUCACAGUCUACACAACCACAAGGACAAUCAUGGCUACUGUCACAGUCCAAACAUCCACAAGGACAAUCAUGGCUACUGUCACAGUCUACACAACCACAAGGACAAUCAUGGCUACUGUCACAGUAUAAACAUCCACAAGGACAAUCAUGGCUACUGUCACAGUCCAAACAUCCUCAAGGUCAAUCAUGGCUACUGUCACAGUCUAGGUUACUGUCGCAGUCUAAACAACCACAACAACAGUCACGUCUCGUUUCAAACAAAACAACUACUUUCAGAAUCAACAGCUGCUGAAAUUCUCUGGCCACCUUAG
Molecule: messenger RNA, 1365 nt
Organism: Haliotis rubra (blacklip abalone)
Lineage: Eukaryota; Metazoa; Mollusca; Gastropoda; Lepetellida; Haliotidae
Product: histidine-rich glycoprotein-like
Exons: 2
Coding region: 1-1365 (454 amino acids)
Source: RefSeq, a predicted model, not a curated record